AAUGCCUCUUAACUCUAGCAAUAGCUGGGAAGAAAGCUAAGAGUUCCAUAUUUGCCAGUUUGCUUAUCCCUUGUCCCUCCAGUUCUGGCGGAUGGAGUUUUUGCAAGUACCAGAAACACCAGCUCCAGAGCCUGCCGAGGUGCUGGAAAUGCAAGAGGAUUGCCAAGAAGCACAAAUAGGACAGGAAGCCCAUGAAGAAGACAGCAGUGACUCUGACGCAGAUGAUCCAUGCAUUGGCCAGGAUGUGAAACUGCAGGAGAGCCAAAGUCAGCCAGGCAGCACCAGCCACAGACCGAGGUCAGCCUCAAACAGAGUGGCAGCAGCAUGGUCAGCAGACAGUGGCUCAGAUGACUCCAGGCGAUGGUCAGACCAGCUUAGCUUGGAUGAGAAAGAUGGCUUUAUCUUUGUGAAUUAUUCUGAAGGACAAGCAAAAAUACAUCCCCACGCUCAGGUUAACCACCUGCACCCCAGCUAUGCUGAAGCACGGCACUACAGCAAGCUUAAACCAGGAUACCGAUGGGAGCGGCAGUUGGUGUUUAGGAGCAAACUAACUAUGCACACGGCAUUUGAUCGCAAAGAUAACGCGCAUCCAGCAGAAAUCACCGCCCUCGGCAUCUCCAAGGAUCACAGCAGAAUUCUCAUUGGGGAUGGCCGUGGCCGAGUGUUCAGCUGGUCUGUGAGUGAUCAGCCGGGCCGGUCAGCAGCCGACCACUGGGUGAAGGAUGAGGGAGGGGACAGCUGCUCAGGCUGUGCAGUCCGGUUCUCUCUCACGGAGAGGCGUCACCACUGCAGGAACUGUGGGCAGCUCUUCUGCCAAAAGUGCAGUCGGUUUCAGUCUGAAAUCAAGCGUCUGAAGAUUUCAUCACCGGUCAGGGUCUGCCAGAACUGUUUCUACAACUUGCAGCAUGAACGGGGCUUAGAGGAAGGGCCCAGGAAUUGACGAGGUGGUGGUAAAUGGAGACCCUGUACAGUCCUGCUGUCAGCCUGAGAACUAAUGUGAGCAUUGUGCUGCGAUCAGAAGGGAGUAGAAUAUUGUCUGUUUACACUUAAGUUUAUACUGCAUUUUAAGCACUGAAAGUAUAAGGGAUCAUUGAAUUGAUUUGUGUUGAUGGAAGGUGUGUGAUGAGGUGAACAGCACGUUGGAAGAGCCAGGCCCAAGAAGACAUGGUUAAUAACCACAGAUACAGUAGAACUGUCAACCUCUAACUCUGUUGAUAUGGCUAUGAAGAAAAUCCUCACUUACCCUAAACACCAGUUCUUGUCUUGUUUUUGUAGAGCUAGUCAUCUGUGGUGGGGGGGGGGGUGGGAGGGAAGGGAAGGCUUUUUAGAAGAUAGUUGUAAAUCUGCCUUCUUCGCAAGCAACUGUGUAUAUUGUAAAUAGGUAUAAUGGCCUUUUUAUCUAAAUAUGAACCUAACUGCCUGUUACAUGGGACUUCAGAUUAACCACUAUACUUUGUGUGGCAUCUUUCUCAUCUAUCAACUUAAAUAUGAAUGUUUAGAUAACAACAACAACAAAAAAAAGCAACAGAAAACUCGAAGGCAUUAUGUGUAUUUCUGUUAAAAAUCCAGUCUGUGCACGUUCGUUCUUCAGUUGCCCACAGUAUCUUAAUUUAAAUAAGGCUAUUCAUGGAACUACAUGGAUUUUUUUUUUUUUCAAAAGAAAACUUUUUUUGAGAAUAGGACUUGGAGUAUUUUAUUCUAGCUGUAAGAUAACCAGGAACUAAAUUGUAAACUUUGGUUGCAUUUUAUACCAAAACUAUUUACUGCCUCAUUGUUGUUCAUAUUUAACAAGGCCUGUUUUAUACAUGUCAGAGCUGCAGUUUUGUUAAUUACUUAGUGUUCAUUAGCAGCUGAUUCAUGCAGUGCAAGAACCAGCUUUUACCUUCUUUAAGUCAGUAGCGAUUGGCUUGCAUACAGGUACAGAAUGAAUUUUCCUGUGCAUAGAAUUUUACCACUGUUGUCCCGUAGCUUAUUUGAAAAAAAAGAAAAAAAAAAAAUUAAAAAAAAUAAAAAUGUUUGGAACAACGUAGUCAUUCGGGAACGAGUUAGUGCUUGUUCUGCCAGAGAUACUUUUAAGAGCUGUCUCCGUGUGUCAGCAAAUGGCAUGACCCUGAGGACAGCGGUAGAUUUCCAUUACCAUUUUUAAGUUUUAAAAUGAAUUGAAUUGCAGUAUUUUUUUACUACUCUGUCACUUCUUUUGCACUACAUGUGGGAUGAAGUAGAGACAUGGACAUCCACUGGGAUUGGAACACACUCAUUACACAGGCCCGUGGACUGCUUUCCGAAGGAGGUUUUAACAGUGGGUUUGUUUGUUUGUUUUAAAUAUGUGUGUAUAUAUUUUGUAAAUGUGUGACAAACUGAUCUAGAUCUAGGUAAGUUCACAUUGGGUUCUUCAAAACAACAGUACGGAUUCGACCCAAAACAACAGAAGACAGGCAGCCCCACUUUUGCUCUGCAGAACAUCAGUGUGUGUAUUUGGCUGCAGACGGAGAGGUUACCCUGCACUGGUAGGCGUUGGGCAGACUCCAUCCCCAGGAAGAAGAUGAUUUAAACUGUUGUUGGAAUUGCAGUGUGGGAAAUGCCAGCCCCUCUGUGACAGUGGGUCCCUGUACCUUGGAGACACACUUGUCUUCCCUUGGUUGGACCUUCUAGAUCCAUUUGUUAAUCCUAACCACUUACUCUCUACCCUGGUAUCACAUGUUUAUGCACUGAAGGUUAAAUAUGUAUUUUGAGACGUUUGUUUAUAAAGUAUGUGCUGGUCUGUAAAAUGAGAAAUUCCUCUGGUUCUGGUAUGUAUACUAGAUCCCCAAACGAGCAGAAAGGCUUUUCUAGAGUCCUUGCACACUGUUGAGUAAAUGCAGGUUUGUUUAGGUUAGCUGACCCAAAUAGAUCCCUUCGGAUCCAAACUGUGAUAAGUAGCUGCAUUGCAUGGCUCCUUUGGCAGAUUUAUUGUUGAACAUAGAAGGGGGGAAGCCCUCAGUUAACGUGCAUGGAGUGCUGGAAUAUCUAUAUUCAGAUGUUCUCUAAUGUUGCCUUGACCCUUCCCAAAAUGAUGCGAAGCCAGCAUAGUUCAGAAGAUGGGCUGAUGGCCUACAUGUUUACUGUUUGAAGAGAAGGCUCUUUUAAUAACAGUUACAUGCUUUUAAGUCCUCAGAGAUCCUUCCCUCUUGCCUCUAGUUUUCAAAACAAAACCGAAUUUAAGGAAGAAUUCUGUUCCAUGAAUUGAUUCCAAUUAAACCCUAAUCAAAACAGGGCUUCUGGCAGUAACUUCGGUAUAACCUAAAUAUUAAAAGUAAGAUCUGGCAUAUAUGACUAAUGUGGGCUCAUGAAGACUGUGCACCGUCAGUGAUGAUGUAGUUGGCCGUUGUUUGACUAUGCAGGCACGUGGCACCGUUGUCAAUCUGUGCUUUUUUACCUUUGGCAGCCUACUAAAAUCAGGAUCACUAUUCCUUUCCGAGUCUGUAGCGUAGAGGUCGGACCACAUUUGCAUUUUGCAAACCAAUAACCACAGCCUUCUGACUUAAUUCCUCAGUUGCACUGUUCUAAAACCACAUUUGUGCUGGUGGGAGGUGGAGGGGAAGUACCCCACCUGCUCGUAUUUCCUCUGGCAGCUGGUGCUGUGGGCAACUGCUUCGUUCACUGGGGAGUGGUUUUCUCAUUGAAGCUUCUAAUGCAAAGACUUGCUUUGUUUUCCAUGUGAAAAUGGGUUGCGCAAAAAUAUGCUCAUGUACCCUAACAUCAGUAGACUGUAUUCUCUGCAAGUACCUCACAUGUCUUCUCCUGCCUUGUUCUUUGUAGUAUACUUAUUCAUGUACUCUUAACAUUCGUAUGUAGUGUGCAACUGUAAUGUCAUGCUUACCAGAGGGGGUUGGCUGCCUCCAGCCCACAGUCAUCGGUUCAAUAGCAGAACACUUUAGAUAAGUUAUUUUGCACUUUCUUAUGUAUAAAAUUGGUAGAUACUUAUAUUUGCUUUGUAUCAUUUAAAGACUCCUUUUGUUUCGGUAAAUGAACUGUGUAUAAAAUAUUUAUGCAGUUGAAACUGUUUUUAGACAGUAUUUUUAAUUUCAGCAAGUUUGGUUACUUGUUGCAUGACUAUUAACACAGCUGACUUUUUGUGUCAGUGCAAUGUAUAUUUUUUUGUCCUGUUAUUAACUUGUAAGCCCUAGUUAAAUGGCCAUUUAUUUGUACAGCAUUGGGAGUAAAUUGAAGAUAACUGGCUAAGACUGGAGUGUGGAAUUUUGUACUAUAUUGCAGAAUCCAAUAUCUGUUUUUUGGUGGUUACGUAAAAGGCCUGACGAUUUACUAUCUAGUGUGCAAUCUGUGAUAUCUGAAUGUUCAUUGUAUAUUUGUCUCCAAUGCAAAAAGUUAGAGUAACACAGUUACAAUACAUGAUUAAAUGCAAUAGUUCAGGUACUUAAGUAUUUUUUUCAUUUCAAAUAAAUACCUGCUAUUUACCACCAAAAAGCUGUUUUGCAUCUGUUGGAAAUAAGCAACAUUUGCAGCUGAAUAAACAUUUUUAAAAUGGGA
Meleagris gallopavo (turkey) is the source of this 4527-nucleotide messenger RNA. Lineage: Eukaryota; Metazoa; Chordata; Aves; Galliformes; Phasianidae. The record is from RefSeq and is a predicted model, not a curated record.